UUUUAAUGAUAUUAUACCACAGAUAAUCAACUUCACUUCAUUUCUUAUGUCUAGUCUCUCAUAGUCUCUAUUUCACCCUGUCCUAUUAUGUCUAACUUUCUAUAGUUAGGAUUAUAUCUUUCUUCAUGAUUAACUUAUUACAGAAUAUUCAAUCACGCGACGAAUCACAUGACUCACAUUGUUAAAUCUUAAAGUAGUAAUUUUUUCUAAAACAUCUUAAAUGAUUCAAGUUUAUUAUUUCAAUUACAUCAUUCAUUCAAUUGAACUAUAAAUAUGUCAAAUAAUGUUCAACAUGAACUGAAACAAACAACCACUUCUGAUCCUUCAGACAAGAUAACCUACCUUUUGAAUCUAUUAGGUAAGAAACUUCCUAAUCAAUCAUCAUCUGCUCCACCACCUCCUGUUACUGAAAACGAUUCAGAUUACGAAGAUAUCAUGACUGAUGAAGAACAAGAUAUUUAUACGUUUGAUACCAAACAACAAUUAAUCCAAUCAUUAUAUUCCUCUCACGCCAAAUUCAAUCCAUCCUUAUCUCCUCAUGAUUUCAAUCAAGAUCAAGAUCAAUUAAAUAUCAAUAACAAUGAUAAGAAUGAGAAAUCAUCUACGAUUUUACAACAACAACAAGUGGAAUUAUUAAUCCUUGAAACGUUUAAAGAUCAUCCUCAAUUACAAUUCUUAACCGGGAAACACUUGAAAUAUCUUGAUUUAUCCUUACAUUCGAAAUUACCGGCCUAUUUCAAUGCUCUUGAUGCUAAUCAUACUUGGAUGAUGUAUUGGUUAAUCAAUGCUCAUAAACUUAUAAAUCAAUCCACCGUUGAAAUCGAUACCGACACCAUUGAUUUGAUUAAUGAUAAAGUUGAAAGUUGUAUUAUUAAAGAUGGGAAAUAUGGUAUUUCAGGUGGGUCUAAUCAAAUCGGUCAUAUCGCAUCGACAUUCUCGGGAAUAUUAACCUUAGUAUUAACCAAGAAUUACCCCAGAUUAUUGGAAAUUAGAUCUCAUUUAUAUCAUUGGUUCAUAUCACUUAAACAAUCAGAUGGUUCAUUCUUAAUGCAUAUCAAUGGUGAAAGUGAUUCAAGAUCAGUAUAUUGUGUAUUGGCCAUCUCCGCCUUAUUAAACUUACAUACUGAUGAAUUAACUAAUCAUAUCUUAAAUUGGAUUAAUAAAAAUCAAUCGUAUGAAGGUGGAUAUAGUAAUAAUGCUCAUAAUGAGUGUCAUGGAGGUUAUUCAUUCUGUUCCAUGUCGAUUUAUUAUCUUCUCUUUACCCAUAAAUCUCAGUUCAAAACUGAUUCCAAGAUCAAUCUUGAUAAUUUAAUAAGAUGGUUAGUGAUGAGACAAUUCGCCAUUGAAGGAGGAUUAAAUGGUCGGACUAAUAAAUUGGUUGAUUCAUGUUAUGCAUAUUGGAUUGGAGCCAUUUAUCCUAUGAUUGAAGUAUUAAUCGAUCAACCUAUUUUCAAUAGAGAUGGAUUAAAAACGUAUCUCUUAAAAGCAGGUCAAAAUUUCGAUAAAGGGGGAUUUAGAGAUAAGCCAGGGAAAUCAACUGAUUUCUAUCAUACCAAUUAUUCAUUAUCAGGAUUAAGUGUAUGUGAAUAUACCUAUGAUUUAGAAAGUGAUGAUACCAAUGAUGAUGAUGAUGAUGAAUUAUUGGCAUUUAAAUUUAAAGUGGCCAAUAACGAUGACAACGACAACGAUGAUGAUAAUGAAAAGUUUACGAAUGCUAUACAUCCCAUAUUUGGAAUUCCUAUAACUGAUGUUAAUGAAAUAAGACAAUAUUUUAAAAAUUUUCCAAAACCUAUAUAAUUAUCCCUAUGUAAUUAUAUAAAAAAAUAAACUAUAAAAAAAAACAUUAAAUAAAUUAAAUAAAUAUACAUGAUGACGAUGACGGUUAACGAAUGAUCU
Molecule: messenger RNA, 1896 nt
Organism: Scheffersomyces coipomensis
Lineage: Eukaryota; Fungi; Ascomycota; Pichiomycetes; Serinales; Debaryomycetaceae
Gene: RAM1
Product: protein farnesyltransferase
Exons: 1
Coding region: 274-1797 (507 amino acids)
Biological process (GO): protein farnesylation
Cellular component (GO): protein farnesyltransferase complex
Molecular function (GO): protein farnesyltransferase activity
Source: RefSeq, a predicted model, not a curated record